AUGGUAGAUUCGAUGCGACCGGGUGCGGUGAUCGUGGAUUUGGCCGCGGAGGCGGGUGGCAACGUGGAGACCACACGGCCCGGGGAGAUGUACGUGGGCGGAGCGAAUCGGGUGGUACACAUCGGCUACACUGACUUCGCCUCUCGCCUUGCUGGGCAGGCGUCAGCCCUCUUCGCCAAUAACCUCACCAACUUCCUCGUUGCCAUGAUGCCAAAGGACAAGGUGCAGCCCUGCUUACAGCCGUGCUACUGCACCUCAGUCUAUGAAAACUAG
Molecule: messenger RNA, 273 nt
Organism: Echinococcus granulosus
Lineage: Eukaryota; Metazoa; Platyhelminthes; Cestoda; Cyclophyllidea; Taeniidae
Product: NAD(P) transhydrogenase
Exons: 2
Coding region: 1-273 (90 amino acids)
Biological process (GO): NADPH regeneration
Cellular component (GO): mitochondrial inner membrane
Molecular function (GO): NAD binding; NADP binding
Source: RefSeq, a predicted model, not a curated record